UUCACUUUCUUCUCGCCUGCGCUCAAUUUAUCGUGAAUUUUUCUUUUUUUUUUUACGAUUUUUUAAUCUCUAAUGGGAGACGAAGAAGUGAGAUCGGAGGAGUCCGUUAAUGGAGGUACGGACGUCCUGAGCUCUUCAGACGAUUCUGCCUAUUGUGCUGGUCAUCUCGUUGUGAUGGUCCAUGGAAUCCUUGGAAGUACUGCAGACUGGCAAUAUGGAGCUAACCAAUUUAUUAAAGCUCUUCCUGACAAAGUGAUAGUCCAUUGUAGUGAAUGCAACAUGCGUAGACUGACGUUGGAUGGUGUUGACGUUAUGGGUGAGCGGUUGGCAGAAGAGGUGGUGGAAGUCAUCAAUAGAAGACCUGGGCUGAGAAAAAUUUCUAUCAUUGCGCACUCCGUUGGUGGCUUGGUUGCAAGAUAUGCAAUUGGUAGACUUUAUAGACCUCCUAGUGAUGAACUCUCAGGCAACUCCCGAGAUGAUGCUCAUGAUAGAGACAAUUCAAGUGGGACCAUUUGUGGUCUUGAAGCAAUGAAUUUUAUUACUGUUGCUACACCCCAUCUUGGUUCUAGGGGUAAUAAACAGGUUCCAUUUCUUUUUGGUUUCACUGCUAUUGAAAAGGUUGCUGCUUCGGUCAUUCAUUGGAUAUUUAGAAGAACAGGAAGGCAUCUCUUUCUUACUGAUAAUGAUGAAGGAAAACCUCCACUUUUGCAGCGCAUGGUGGAUGAUCAUGGGGACCUAUAUUUCAUGUCUGCUCUACGAGCAUUCAAACGACGAGUGGCAUAUGCAAAUGUUGGUUAUGAUCAUAUUGUAGGAUGGAGAACAUCAUCUAUAAGACGCAAUACCGAGCUGCCAACGUGGGAGGAUUCUGUAAGUGAGGAAUAUCCACAUGUCGUUUACGUAGAACAUACAAAAGGAGUCAAUGUUGAUAAAUGUGAAGAAGCCUUAGACACAAGUGGUGACUCUGAUGUAUUAGAAGAGGAACUGGUGACAGGCCUCUCAAGGGUGUCAUGGGAAAAAGUAGAUGUUAGUUUUCACAGUAGCAGACAGAGAUUUGCUGCCCACAGUGUCAUUCAGGUUAAAUAUGCAUAUAUGCAGUCAGAAGGUGCAGAUGUUAUACAGCACAUGAUCGAUCAUUUUCUCACUUAAGAGGUAGCUCGAAGCAAUGAUACUGGAUUUUGGCUAAAUAUGCCAUUUUUAGAUUCUAAUUAGAAAUACAUACCGAUUAUCAUGGGGAGACCGAGCAAAUCCUUCUGUAACUCUAGGUCGCUGAAUAAACUGCCUAGUGUUCUUGAUUUUUUUUCCAGGCCUUAUAUACGAUUUAAGUGUAAUAAUUCUGUAAAUGAAACCUGAAGACUUAAUAAUACAAAGAAAAUGAAUAUCAUCCGCAUAAUUAUGAU
Messenger RNA from Asparagus officinalis (garden asparagus), 1397 nucleotides. Its product is annotated as putative lipase YOR059C. The coding region runs from base 73 to 1146 and encodes 357 amino acids. Lineage: Eukaryota; Viridiplantae; Streptophyta; Magnoliopsida; Asparagales; Asparagaceae. The record is from RefSeq and is a predicted model, not a curated record. The transcript has 10 exons.